Molecule: messenger RNA, 4777 nt
Organism: Rhagoletis zephyria (snowberry fruit fly)
Lineage: Eukaryota; Metazoa; Arthropoda; Insecta; Diptera; Tephritidae
Source: RefSeq, a predicted model, not a curated record
GACAGAGGUAUUUAUAGCGGCCUCAAGAGAACGCACAAUAACACAAAAACUUAAAAGCUACAUAUGUAUGUAUGUAUGUAUGUAGGAAUGUGUUUUUGAACUGAAUCCCGUAAAAGACAAUGAACAAUUUUUGAACACCAGCGACAAAUUCAUACACUCUCCUUAUAUGAUUUGACAUGAUUCUGAUGUAUCCGUGGUACAGUUGACCAAUAUCAGUAUUUAUUUAAUGUCCCAUCUAACAGUAUCGAGCAUCGGUAAAAUUCGAAAUCUAUAACAAAACAGUUUCGAUAAGGUUUCAACUUAGUUACUUUGAGUUUCGUAAUAUUUCCGCUGUAGUUAAAUCACUGUGCUUGGCUGAUGAAACUAAGAAUUAAUGCCAUAAUUCUGCCUUGUCUGUAUUGUUACGCCUAAAAGCAAACCACUGAUCUCUUGAACAAGCACUUUUUAGGAAAAGAACUUUACAUAUCUUUGGCAACAUAAAAACCAGACCAAACAAAGCUGUUUGAGAUGCAUACAUACAUAUAUAUGUAUGUAUGUAACUCUUUACCUCUUUCAUGACCAAAGGAAACGACAGUAACAACAAUAGUGGGGACAACGAUCGCGGCGGCACUCAACAAGUUGGCUUUUCUAAUUUUAACAUCGUACACAUUUUCGUUUUCCGUUGAGAAAAGCAAAACGAUUCCUGAGCACUAAAUGCCAAGCUAAAAUAUAUGAGAACACCGUAAUACAAAGCUGUGAACGAAUAUGUUAUAGCUGAAUCAGUCGAAGAAGCAAUCACAAUUGCGAUCGAGAUGAGAACAUGCACUCGCUCAGUAGCUUGGCAGUGACAAAAAAAGUAUUUAAAUACAUUGUAGAUAUGUGUGUAUAUACAUAUGUACAAUAUGUAUGUUUAUUAAAGAUUCAGUUGCCUUGGUGGGACGUCCAUCUAAGGUGGAUUUUCGGAAAAUUCUUUAAUCAUAUUAGUUGCGUUUUGGAUGUCACCAUGAUCACGCGUGUGUAAGCUUUUGCUGAAUGUCUGCCGAUAACAGAUACAUCAUUAAGGGAAGCAAACCAAAAGGAAACGGAAAAGGAAAUUGCUGCGAGUCAAAGCUGUUGAUAGCAUGCAUGAGGGCUCGUCCGAUGACUUCGAUUUAUUGAAUGGCGUAAACUCCACUUACGAAAAAGGCAUGUGUCUAGCCAUCCAUCGAGUGACCCCGAACACAUCGUCUAUUGUGCCGGGGGGUCAACAACCAAUGCCGGCAACUGAAAAUUACGCCAAUAAUUAUAUCGCCAGUGUAGUACCUACAACUGUUCUCAAUAGCAUUAAAAUCGCGGACGCUGGUUCUACUGAUUUAUUUCCAACUCAUCCCACAACAUGGCAACAACAUCCAAUGAAUCGUCAGGAACUCGCACAUCAUCGAUUGCAAAACCACCAACAUAGCCACCAGCAUCGACAUGUUGAUCGGCACCAACAUCGUUUAGAUUUAAUCACUAGCAAAAUAUUAUUGCAAAGCUCCGAUGACCCUCUAAUAUGUCGUGGGGCCAACAGUGUUGUGGGUGGGGAUGAUGAUCACCCACUGAUCGUAGCAGCAUCUCAAAAUGCUGAAAAUAAUCUAAAUGAUCAGGGAGGCACUAUUCAAACGAAUUCCUCUUCAUCCGUUUCAUCAAAAGCUAAUUUGCGCCCCCUGCCGUCUAUGGGAAAAUCCACGCAGCUAUCCGUGAAGGUGCCACUAAACGGAUGUAGCUCAUUGACGAAGCAACAACUUAAAGUUAAGGCCGGUCUAAUGAGUGCUCAGAACCGUGCAGCCAACGAGCUUAAGAGAAGCAUCCAGCAAACUCACAGUACGGCUAGUGACUUGCAGAAAAAUCAUAAAUCGAAUGACCCGAAGCUUACCAAAAAUAAGGGUGUUUUAAAACUGCGUUUCCAUCAUCAAGCUUUGCCGCCCGAGUAUUUAAGUCACUAUGAAGCUACACAAGCCAAGUUUUCCCGGCGCGAUAAAGAUAUAAAAGCUACUACGUCAGAAGAUAUUCCCAAAGCUAAAACCUUUCAUCCUUCCAAAUUGCCGCCACCGAAGAGUUCACACGAAAAUGUUCGUAGCUGGUUGCAAAAGAUUGCUGCGAUCCAUCGAUCGGCUCAGCAGUCGGAGAGCAAGCAAGGCGAAGAGGUAGUUGGUCAGCAACAAAAGAAAUCGAAAAACGAUAGCAAUAACAAUUAUCAGGCCAGCCGGAUGCAAACGUCAAGCCUAGAACUGCCGGAUGAGUCCGUCGUAAGAAAUGAGCCACAUGCCACAUCAAAGCAGGUUUACAAUACUGAAAAAUUUGAGCGGGUGAAAUCUUCCAGAUGUAAAUUUGUGCCAAAUCCUGUGGUUAAGGUCUCACCUCCAGUUUUGUCAGAUGUCCCCAAAAAAGUUAUUAACUACGCGGACCUGCCGUAUAUGGGCGAAAUAACUCUUGAUCAUUCGAAGCCACGACGUGGACGAAAGCCAAAAAAGGCAGACAUAUGUCAUCUUAUAUACAAAAAUUAUGGAACCAUAUUCCCUGGCACGCCCAAAAGCGUACUUACCACACCGCAUGCAACAAUCGGGUGUGGUCAAAGACCACCAGAAUCCGAAAUUUUUGAUGAACUGCCAUUAAAUCUUUGCAUGCGGGAUCAACUAUGUGACCACUUGUCGAUCUCAAGCGAAGAUAGUGAUUGUGUAAGCGACCCGUCGGAUGGCAACUCACCUAGCAAGGAACUAAUCGAAAGUGUGAAAUUACUUAAAACAGAUUUAGAUAGCCUUUUAGAUCUGAAAUCGAAUUCAGUUAAAGUCGAACCAAAAGAUGAAACUCGCAAUUCAGAUCCUACAAGCCUAUCUUUGACAAACUUACAAUCGCCCAAAUCAGCAGAACAUAAUGUACUGCUGCAUCCUGUGAGUCUGUAUUACCAAAAAUUGCUCUCUGGCACCUUAGUGAACCAACAUAGUCAACCAUUUGGUCUACCUGUUGAGACCAUAGAAAAAGACAAUCAACUAACGCUUAAAAUACCUAUACCAAAUGGUUUGCUGCAAACGCCCAAGUCAGAGAAGCUUACUCCGCUUCUAAACGUUGACAAUCCAAUGAUCGAUUAUCCUGAUCUCUUGUCCACGCCAUCAUCGAUUAAAUCGGAAAACUCGAAUAUGACAACAACCACAGCAGUGAGUGCCACAACUGCUACUACAAUGAAUCCUAGUCAUCAACAAAUCACACCGCCGAAACGUAAACGAUCUGCUAUUUUUAUACCACCCAUUCCAUCUGAAAACGCAACAAAUCCAGCCACAGAAGUGAGCAUAUGUAAAUUUAAAUUCACAGGCGGUGCUAAGCCCACUUUAGAGGAAAAGAAAAUGCUCUCUGUCGAUUCGGGUGGUAACUACAGAUACUACAGUGGCACGGGUGAUAAAUCGACACGGGGUUAUGAAUUUUUUCCUCGUGAAAGCCUUCAGAAUUCUGCUGGUUUCUUGCCGGGCGUAAAUUGUGCGGCGACGUUUUCGCACGCGGCUAGCGAGUGCUUAACAAGUGACAUACCGCCACCCUCAGCAGAUCUCAGUAACGAAAUUCUGCAAAUUCCUGAAUCGCCGACUGCGACGUUGUUACCAGGCUCUGUAACACUGCCAGAGCCUUCAUCACCAUCGCCCUUAUCCAGGCCAAUUUCUUCAUUUUCUGGCUCUCCAGCAUUGGCAACACAACAGAAGUCACAUAACCUUCAAACAACACUGAGUUCAAAGAGCGGGAACGUUAUGUCUACCGGAAGUGUUUCUUCCAGAAUUAUUCUCGCCAAGGACCAUUUCACGAAUGCUCUCUUUGAACCAUCUAGCUCAUAUCAUUCAAUACAGAGAAAAAAGAAAUCUAGACGAUCAUCUCAACGUGAGAAACUAGAAAGAACGUUUAAGGAAAAAGGAUUUCUCAUCCAAACGCAGCAACUCGAAUCGGCUGAGGGUGCAACAUAUUGCAAGUUUCGCCAGUUGAAAAAGUUCACACGCUAUUUAUUUCGCAAUUGGAAAGACUACCUACCAGAGGAGGUGCAUCGAGCAAAUGCGGCAGAGAAUGUGGAGGUGAUGCACCAACCCAUCACUGAAGAAGAUGUCAAAAACGAAGCAAAUACACAACACAAUUUCACUGAGCAACUCGGCGUCGAAAGUUUACUGCAACGUCAUGGGUUUUUGGUAACUAGUAGAGUAUGUCCACAAAAUGCGGACCGACCGAGUGCAAUUAGUAGCGUGGUUGAGAAUGUUGUACUCGAGCAAAACUCAUUGGAUAAUACUGUGCAAGCAUAGUUAAAGAGCUUAUAAAUGACUGAACAAAAUAGUUUUGCUUAUUAGAUGUGGAUAAGAAUAUUUCAAUCGAAUAAAUAACACUGCCAAAGAUUGAUUAGAAAUUAAGCGUCCCCUAUAAAUUAAAUAAUAAUUUACAUAUCUAUUUUAUAUUUGUUAUUUUGUUAAUAUUUAUAGUCAUAAACAAGAAAAAUAUAUACAUAUGUAUCUAGGUUAUUGUAAAAAGUUUAUAAAACUAAACUAGUCAAUGAAACGCUUUAAUAUCUGUAUAAAAUUUUGUUGAAAAUCCCAGUUGAAUGCGAAUUUGCAACACAUGCAUACGUAUGUGUGUGUGUGUAUAGAUUUUGAGGCAAAUAUUGCAAUCAGAUUUCCAACAAAUGGCUUGGAGCGCUAAGUACUACAUACAUACAUAUAAUGAAUGCAUACUUAAAACAAUGCUCAACAUUUAUUUGAAAUAUAUGUAUGUACUAUAUGUAUUUUAUGCCAAUAGGGGUUUUCUCUGAGUCUUGCAA